This is a messenger RNA of Rotaria sordida, 636 nucleotides long. The record is from the annotation of a GenBank genome assembly. Lineage: Eukaryota; Metazoa; Rotifera; Eurotatoria; Philodinida; Philodinidae.
AUGUUUAGUAUCCAUUCAAAUAUAUUGAUUGAUUAUUCGAUUUCUUUACCAUCAAAUGAAGACAUUCAACGUACAUUUGAAGAUCUUAAAGAUUAUCAAAUUAUUUCUUAUAUCGAUUAUUUUCCAAAGGAAAAGAUUGGUCAAUGUCAUAUAUAUUCGUAUCCAUCUAGAAUGAUAUAUUAUCAUAAUCUUACAAAUAGUUUUCCAGGUGGACUAUUCAAAUUUGUUCACAGAGUUUUACUAUAUGAUGAACGUCCUUUUGAAUAUGAAUUUUUUAUUCGAAUUGCUAAAGCAUUUCCAUUUCUUAAAAUGUUGAUUAUAGAAAAUCGAUCACCGCAAAUAUUAAAUGAAGAUAAUCAUAAUUUACCAAUCGUUGAAUAUCCUCAUCUUAUUCAUCUAGAUCUCUCAAGUGCUCAUGAUGAUUAUAUUGAACAAUUGCUUGUUAAUACGAAAACUUGUCUAUCAAAUUAUAUUCAUCUUGUUAUCUCUUAUCGUUCCCUACAAAGAGUAACACACAACUUCACAAAAGAUACAAUGCGAGUGAAUUGUGCCAAAGUCAAAUAUUUAUAUGUUUGUAAUAAAUCGGACGUUCCCGAACAACUUCAUGUAUAUUUUCCUCAUGUAGAAAAUUUGUAA